This is a messenger RNA of Cydia fagiglandana, 8453 nucleotides long. RefSeq lists its product as uncharacterized. Gene Ontology annotation, cellular component: cytoplasm. Gene Ontology annotation, biological process: intracellular signal transduction; protein phosphorylation. The record is from RefSeq and is a predicted model, not a curated record. NCBI's taxonomy places the organism in Eukaryota, Metazoa, Arthropoda, Insecta, Lepidoptera, Tortricidae. The transcript is spliced from 31 exons. Gene Ontology annotation, molecular function: protein serine/threonine kinase activity; ATP binding. Bases 384 to 6230 code for a protein of 1948 amino acids.
AGAGAUCACUGUAGCGCGUAAAUGUUGUGAAUCGAGUUAUUUUUUUCGUAACUGAGUGACGUUCAAGUACAACCCAUUGAAAUGAUAACAAACAAGGUGAUAAGGGCUAAGUGUUGAAUAAAGUUAACGUCGUUGAUGCUGUCGAGAAGUGUUUAUGGUCUGAAAAUGUCAUAAAGUUGUGAGAAUGUGGCAUAAAGCAAAGUUUGUACAAUAAAUUAAUGUGUUUAUUAAUGAAAUGUGUUGUUACGCACUUGAGCUUCCCUCGGCGGGUGACGUGAGCGGCAGUGCUGCCGCGGCGGCAGAAGCUCUGAACUAAACGACAGUAGCUAAAGAAUCGCUCGGUACGUCGCGACACCGAGCGAUUUUCUUAAUUUUCCACGAAAAUGGCCAACAGUUUCGAACCGAUGGCCAAAUCAAAGCAUUUCCCGAUAGAUCAGCUAGUCCGAGUCGGCAAUUACAAUCUAGAAAAGACAAUAGGAACGGGGAAUUUUGCGGUGGUAAAACUAGCUACACAUGUAAUAACGAAAUGUAAGGUCGCGAUAAAAAUAAUAGACAAAAGCCGACUGGACGAAGACAACCUAAAGAAGACCUUUAGAGAAAUAGCAAUUAUGAAAAGACUGCGGCACCCACACAUAGUCCGAUUAUACCAGGUGAUGGAGAGCACACACACGAUAUACCUAGUGACAGAAUACGCUCCGAACGGGGAAAUAUUCGAUCACCUAGUAUCGAAAGGGCGCAUGCCGGAGCCGCAGGCAGCGCGGCUAUUCUCACAAAUGGUGUCGGCAGUCGGGUACUGCCACGCGCGAGGGGUCGUGCACAGAGACCUCAAGGCAGAGAACCUCCUGCUUGACACACACAUGAACAUCAAGUUGGCAGACUUCGGAUUCAGCAACGAGUACGUACGCGGGGGAGCCCUGGCGACCUGGUGCGGCAGUCCGCCGUACGCCGCGCCGGAACUGUUCGAGGGACGGAGAUACGACGGGCCCAAGGCGGAUAUAUGGUCGCUGGGCGUGGUGCUAUACGUGCUGGUGUGCGGCGCGCUACCCUUCGACGGCGGCACGCUGCACGAGCUGCGGGCCGUCGUGCUGGCCGGCAAGUUCCGGAUACCGUACUUCAUGUCGCAAGAAUGCGAGCAGCUAAUCCGGCACAUGCUGGUGGUGGAGCCCGAGAAGAGACUGUCGCUCCGCGGCGUCGCCAAGCACCGCUGGCUCUCCUCGCACCACGCGGGCCCCGGUCCUCCUGCCCCUAUAGAUCCAUCGACGGGUGCGUGCACGUGUCACCCGGCCGGCGUGGCGGCGACGCCCUCGCGCGACACCGUGCUGUCCCACAUGCUCACCUUGCCCGGGCUCACCCCCGACCUCAUACAACAGUCUGUGCAAGAAGAGCGAUUCGACCACAUCUCCGCCAUCUACCACCUCCUCAUGGACAAAGUGCAGCAGCGGACUCAGCGGAUACACAGAGAUUCCCUGGAGUCGCCAACAGGUGACCAAGGUGGCGGAGCCCUAGAUCUCACAAGCUGUAAGAGCGGGACAGAGGAGCAGAUGGACGCCGAGGAUUCGUCUCAAGACUGCCUGGUGCUGCCCGACGCUGCGGACUACUUGUCUGAGCGGACCGACAGCCUGGAACAGUUUGGUGAGGCGGGCGGCGUGGCGGUGACGGCGGCGCCUGCGCAGCCCGCGGACCCGCAGCGGCGCCACACCGUGGGCCCGCAGCCCCGCCACGACCAGAUGGAGGUGGGCGCGGCGCUGGGCUCCGCGGCGUCGGCGGACGGCCGCAACGCGCCGCUCUACGUCUCCGAGUUCGCUCAAAGUUCGUCGCGCGAGGCGCCGGUGGUGUCCAUGUUGCCCCACACCAACUUGGCCGCACCCCUCCCCGCGUGGCACCACUUUAGCGUCAAGGAUCAGCACUUAUUGAAGCCGCCCAUAGCCAUGCAGAGUCAGGCGUCCACGUUCGGGCGCCGCGCCUCGGACGGCGGCGCGCACGUGCCGCGCGGGAGGGAGCGCGCCUGCUGCCACAGCGCGCCGCCGCACCACGUGAGCACACACACACACACACACACACACACACACGUUCGGGCGCCGCGCCUCGGACGGCGGCGCGCACGUGCCGCGCGGGAGGGAGAGGGCCUGCUGCCACAGCGCGCCGCCGCACCACGUGAGCACACACACACACACACACACACACACACGUUCGGGCGCCGCGCCUCGGACGGCGGCGCGCACGUGCCGCGCGGGAGGGAGAGGGCCUGCUGCCACAGCGCGCCGCCGCACCACCGCGCCGCCGCACCACGUGAGCACACACACACACACACACACACGUUCGGGCGCCGCGCCUCGGACGGCGGCGCGCACGUGCCGCGCGGGAGGGAGCGCGCCUGCUGCCACAGCGCGCCGCCGCACCACGUGAGUACACACACACACACACACACGUUCGGGCGCCGCGCCUCGGACGGCGGCGCGCACGUGCCGCGCGGGAGGGAGCGCGCCUGCUGCCACAGCGCGCCGCCGCACCACGUGAGCACACACACACACACACACACACACGUUCGGGCGCCGCGCCUCGGACGGCGGCGCGCACGUGCCGCGCGGGAGGGAGCGCGCCUGCUGCCACAGCGCGCCGCCGCACCACGUGAGCACACACACACACACACACACACGUUCGGGCGCCGCGCCUCGGACGGCGGCGCGCACGUGCCGCGCGGGAGGGAGCGCGCCUGCUGCCACAGCGCGCCGCCGCACCACGUGAGUACACACACACACACACACACGUUCGGGCGCCGCGCCUCGGACGGCGGCGCGCACGUGCCGCGCGGGAGGGAGCGCGCCUGCUGCCACAGCGCGCCGCCGCACCACCGCGCCGCCGCACCACGUGAGCACACACACACACACACACACACACACACGUUCGGGCGCCGCGCCUCGGACGGCGGCGCGCACGUGCCGCGCGGGAGGGAGCGCGCCUGCUGCCACAGCGCGCCGCCGCACCACGUGAGCACACACACACACACACACACACACACACACACGUUCGGGCGCCGCGCCUCGGACGGCGGCGCGCACGUGCCGCGCGGGAGGGAGCGCGCCUGCUGCCACAGCGCGCCGCCGCACCACCGCGCCGCCGCACCACGUGAGCACACACACACACACACACACACACACACGUUCGGGCGCCGCGCCUCGGACGGCGGCGCGCACGUGCCGCGCGGGAGGGAGAGGGCCUGCUGCCACAGCGCGCCGCCGCACCACGUGUCGGAUAGCGGAGCGCCCGCGCCGCAAGAAGACACCGAACAGACGGAAGACAUAUGCAGGUAUAUGAUGAACCGCGGCAGCAGUAAGCGGCACACGAUGGCGACCACCGAGGACGCGGCCAACACCGCCGCCGGGCCCAUGCCGGCGGCGUCCCCGUCGUCCUCGGCCAACAUCCGCGUCAGAAGGACGGGCCUCCUGACGGUGACGGAGCGCCCCCCCGUAAUAAGUCCAGAAUUAGUAAUGGAAGUGGAGGCGCGCAUGAAAAGGAACUACCUCCCGCCGUCCAUCGGAUACCAAUACCAGUACCCUAGUGGAUACCAGAGCCCACCCUCACAGAGCCCAACGCUGGGCUCCAUCACCGCCGGCACGCCCAACCCCAUACCAAAUAUAGAACCGGUACCGAAAACCGGUUCCAUCAUGUCCGGCACGCCCAUCACUACGCAAGCCGUAACGCCCUACACGCCUAACGUACUCUCAAAUUACACAAACCAAGGAUCUAUAAUGACUGGAACGCCUAUCAAUACCGGUUUUGAAGCCAAUUAUAAUUACAAUAAUUUCGUACCGGGAUCUAUAACCAGCGGGACGCCAGUGGCGUAUCAGAAUCAAACAACGAAUACCGGUUUCCAAGUACCGGUUUCGCCCGCUCAGUACACUCAGACGCAUAAUACCGGUUUCCAAGUACCGGUUCCGCCCGCUCAGUACACUCAGACGCACAAUAACAGGCAGAGAAAGUAUUCGGGCCCGCAGCGAGUCAAGUUACAAUUGUUAGCGACUGUACAGGAGAAUAUGGCGCGCGAGCACGCGGAGCGCUACUCGCCGGUGCGGCGCGCCGAGUGUUCCCCGCCCCGAGCCGCGCACGACCUCGCCUCGGCGAGGCUAGAGUACCAGCAACUACAGCGCGGGCUGGAGCGGCGCGGGGGUGCGGGGGUGGCGGCGGGGGUGCCGGGGGGCGCGGGCGCGUCGCCGCCGCACGAGGCGCGCCUGCACACGCCCGCCGCCUCCAUGCCCAAUUCGCCGAUCCACGGCGCCUCCCCGCCCGCGUUAGAGUUGUCCUCACUGCCUGAACCUGAACUGCCUCACAUGCUGCUCACUCAGGACUUAGCGUUAAAGUUGGGGUUGAAGUACGGCGGGGAGUUCGCGACGCCCCCCGCGCCCCCCGGCUCCCCGCUGCGGCAGAUCACCGAGGGGCUCAGCUAUCUGCACACCGGCUCCAUCACUAGAGGGACCCCUCAAGCGAACGCGACGCCCCUGGACCUCCGACAGAACGCCGACAUGGACACCGGCCACAUACACCCCAGCCUGCACCCGCUGCACCACGUCCACAGGUCGCUGAACAACAGUCCGAUCUCGAACCCCAGCUCGCCGCUCGACAUGAUCCGGGAGGAGAUACACAACGGCUGCCCGCAGCUCGGGUUCACACAGGUACACACUCAUGUACGUGCACACCACACAUACAUGUGUGUAUUGUGUGCCAGGUCGCUGAAUAACAGUCCGAUCUCGAACCCCAGCUCGCCGCUCGACAUGAUCCAGGAGAUACACAACGGCUGCCCGCAGCUCGGGUCGCUGAACAACAGUCCGAUCUCGAACCCCAGCUCGCCGCUCGACAUGUACCAGGAGAUACACUACGGCUGCCCGCAGCUCGGGUUCACACAGGUACACACUCAUGUACGUGCACACCACACAUACAUGUGUGUAUUAUGUGUCAGGUCGCUGAACAACAGUCCGAUCUCGAACCCCAGCUCGCCGCUCGACAUGAUCCAGGAGAUCCACAAGGGCUGCCCGCAGCUCGGGUCGCUGAACAACAGUCCGAUCUCGAACCCCAGCUCGCCGCUCGACAUGAUCCGGGAGGAGAUACACAACGGCUGCCCGCAGCUCGGGUUCACACAGGUACACACUCAUGAGAUGAACCGCAACCUUCAGCAGCAGUUCCAGCACUACGUCUCCACGCACCCUCAGAUCAGCCUGACCGACUGUCUCGGCUCCGAGAUCACCCUCGUCGCCUCCUCCUCAGAGGACAGCAUGGACAGCCUGGAGAACACCAAAUACCCCCUCCCCCAGUUCGUCAUAUCAGAACCCUCUGACCUAGAACCCUCCAUAACCAAGGGCAUCGGCAGAAAAGUCAGUCAGGAGACAGAGGCUGUUGAAGAGAAGGACACGGAAAUGCAGAGUCCGAAAGAAGAGGAUAAGAGCAGAAGAAACAGUGAAAAGAGCUUAGGUUUCAGCGAUGAUUCUUUGAGCAACGAUUCUGCUAACGCCUCUCCGAAUUGCGAGCAGAAUAUACAGUCAAUUUACUCAAAUAUAGUCUCUAUUAGCUCAGGGUUUAGCGAGAAUCGCGGAAGCUUCUCGGAACAUAGGGAAUCUUUCUCAUUCUCAGAUAGGGGUAGCUUCUCGGAGCGCGGCGAUUUCGGACGAUCGUCCUUUUCAGAGCGGAGCGACUUCGGCCGAGGCAGCUUCUCGGAAAAGGGUGAAACGCCCAGAUCGUCCUUUUCAAAUCAGGGUGUUUUAGGAGAUGUGCAGGAGGAGUUUUUCCCUAGGGAUAGGUUAGAGAAAUGCGACGAAGGCGAGGAAAUAGAGAAACUACAGAAAUCUACUAUGGACUUAAGGUUGACAGACAUCUGUCGGCCGGAUGAAAAGAUACCUAUAUUAUUAAGCCCUCAAAAAGUCUCAUGUAUACAGGAAUCUUACGAAAUAAUGUUGUCGACGGUAUGUUCAAAGUUGGAUUCACAAAGUAUAGUAGAGUUAUUAAAAGACGCGAUAAACUCCAGAGUACCGCCGCAGAAUAUAUUCGUGGAGACUCAGGAGAGCCCCGAUGAUACUCUGACGGGCUUGAACCUGGAGUAUUCGGGGGGUAUUCAGAUAGAGCUGGUGCUGUGUGAGAAUAAGGCGAUGGAGAAGAAGGGGCUGAAGAUGAGGAGGAUCUCGGGGGAUCAGAGGGAGUACGGCAAGCUGUGCCAGCAACUCAUCACCAGUCUCACGGUCUGAACAUCUAAGCUUGUUUACAGAUGUAGUACUUAUUUGUUUUCCAUCGUAUUUUCUCGGAAACGUUCGUAUUUGUCAUGCUACUUCAGUCAACGUCAGUACCUUUUGUACCGACUGACUGAAAUAGCGAGACACGUUCGCACGUGUCCGUGAAAAUACGAUGGAAAUAGUUAUUUACGAUACAAGUGCUAAAAAGAGGAAAUUCGAAACGAGUGGCGAUAAAUUAAAACACGACCGAAGGGAGUGUUUUAAAUUGACACGAGUUGCGAAUUACCUAUUCGCACGUGUAUCGUACAACGUUUUACAGUACAUAUGGCCCUUUAAACUUUUGACAUCGCACGAAAGGUGCUAUUUUACGCACUAGUGCGGAAAAAUAGGACCAUAUGUACUGUAGAUAAUUAUGCACUACAUGUGUAACUUGCAAUGUAUUUAUCUUGGGGUCAAAUCUUGCAAGCAUAGACCCACUUCCCAAAUUCGAUUCAGCUGAAACUGAACAUACAUAUGCUAUUCAUAAAUUACGUCAUUUCAAAUUAGGCGGGAGGGUCUGGACAUGGUAGCAUGACGUAGGAGGAAAUGGGGUCAUUUGAAGCAUGAUUUUUGGAUGCUUUUACGGGGGGGGGGGGGGGGGGGGGUGUCAAAAAUCGAUGACGUAAUUUAUGGACAGCCCCUAUGUAAGAUGGAAGAAAAUACAAUAAAGUGUUACUAUCGAGCUGAUCUGAUGAUGGACUUCCCCCACUUGAGGUAUUUGAGCGACGGCCGCUCGAAUGGGAAUCCAACAUUAACUAUUAAUACUAUUCGACUCGAAAUUCCUAAACCUUGAAGAUAUUUCCUAUAUUUUGCAUUCCAAGUGAAUUUGAUUCCUACAUUGCGAACAAUUUGAUAUCUAUGGCCGGUCAUACAACUUUGUCAGUAGAAAAAGGCGCGAAAUUCAAAUUUUCUAUGGUACGAUUACCCUUCGCGCCUAUUUUUUUUUAAUUUGCCGCGUUUUUCUACUGACGGAAAUGUCUUGACAGACUAUAUUAGAGUUUUUACGAAAAUGAUGUGUUGUGGAAAGGCAAGAGUGACGCUUAUUGUAAAUAAUUGCAAUUACAUUGUUUCUUGGCCUUAUUUUAUUUGUGACGUUAUCUAUGAAAAGGGACCUUAUCGUCGAUGGCGCUUGCGCCAUUAUUAACGAUGCUCCGGUAUAAAUACAAUGCCGCGCGACGCUGUGCGGCGUAAGCGCCAUCGACAAUACGGUCCCUUUUCAUAAAUAAUGCCCCAUUUACAAUACAAUUCGAUAAAUUUGUGAAAUUGUGUAUAAUCUAAAUACGCGUUUCCCCACAGAUUAAACCUAGCUAGAUCGAUUUAUCGCCCCCGAAAACCCCUAUAUAAUCGUAGCAAAUUUCAUCGAAAUCGUUAGAGCUGUUUCCGAGAUCCCCGAAAUAUUUAAAAGUUUACAGGUAUAUAUUAGAGAGAUAUACAUAUAAAUGCACGUGUCCUGACUGAUGGACUGACUGACUAAUCAACGCAGGGGCCAAAUUCGACAUGUACAACUGUCAGAUUUCGCAUCCACGUCAAAUCAACAGUUGAUUUUAUCGCAUACUGAGUGUUGAUUCCAUCAACGGUGGAUAAUAUCAUUUGGUACAACCAAAACUCAACUCUAAACUAAGGGUGGUUCGGUUUGGUUUGCUUGUCACCCUAACUGUGGAUUGUUAAUGUCAAAUUUUGACAUUGUACGUAUUCGAGAACUUAUGAUUUUUCCCACAUCAACGGGAGAUCAACACGAUACGUCAAACGUCGCUUGUCGAAUAGGGGUCCAGAGCCGAAACUACAAAAGCUAGAAAGUUUAAAUUUGCACACCAGGUUAGGGGUUGUGCACAAAUCACGCGAGGUGUUUUCGGCUACAUUUUCGUAUAAAUCAGUUUAACUUUAAUAUACGAUGGGCGUUGCUCUGGCCUUUAAAAGUUGCAUUCUGCCAUCGGACAUUAUCCAAGAUUUUUGAUAGCAUAAUAACGGGUCUCUAUUGUUUCCCAAAUAGUUUUAAGUCAUAAUGUAUUGUUUGUCCGAAUUUUCGUUAUAGUCCGGGAGCCGGCUGCAUGAAACAAACCUCAUCAAAAAAUAGAAUAUACCUACCUUGUAGAGGUACCUGACAUUUAGUAGAUUCCAACGCACUUGGUCGGCCUAGGCUUAACCUGGCAGAUUUUGUACAAAUGGCAAAAACGUUGGACAAAAAUUCAUCAAAAAAAA